CUGUCCUACUACACGCAAAAGAUGAUGGCAACCAACGAUCUCGGUUAUUUCAUUGAUCUCUACAAGAGAUCUACAGCUGAGAUUCGCUCGAAAGUGUUGGUCGCGAUAGGACGGACAACAAAAUUGGAUGUUUACAGGCGAGUGGUUGAUUUAAUGGUAUCUAAAACGACAAAAGCACAGGACAAGAUUCACUUGUCCAGUUCAUUGAUGAGUAACCUUGAUUUCAAGGAGUACUACAUUCACUACUUCUUGGAGAACUUUGAGAAGAUAAGGACGGCACUGAACGACAGUCUCAUGACGUUUAUUGUUGAUCAGGUGGUGAGUUGGACACGUGAUAUCAAUUCCAUGAUAUGUUUUAUUGACACACAUAAUAUGACAGAUUUUUCACAAACAUAUGCAAGGGCACUUGAGAAGGCGCAAUAUCGACUGGACUUCAAAAACAAUGAAUAAAAUAUUAUCCACUUCUUGUACCCUACAAUGGCUCAGUUACUCCUUGUCCCA
Molecule: messenger RNA, 501 nt
Organism: Vavraia culicis subsp. floridensis
Lineage: Eukaryota; Fungi; Microsporidia; Pleistophoridae
Exons: 1
Source: RefSeq, a predicted model, not a curated record